UGCAGAUGGUCACGGGGGAGGGAGGGGAGCAUACGGCAUGAUGGGCUGCAAUGCGCGAAGUGAACCCUGCCAGGCAUCACAUCACAUCACCCUCCACAUUUCGAGAAGCAAGCCACCAUCACCACCACCACCUUAUGGUUUUUCCGGACGUCGUGGACACUCAGAGAUCUUUACGGCCGCUACCCGUCACAAAGAAACGUGUCGCAUAUUCUUACCGCAAUUGCCGUCGUCGGUGCGGAGCAAAUCCCCCCCCUCUCCCUCCCCUCCCCCCCGCGCCCCCCAGUCGGCACUCUGCAGUGCUGUACUGUACUCACGGAACAUCCAGCAUUGCGUGGACAUCAUUUCCCGCGCUGCACAUGGACGUCUCGAGCCUCGCCUGCGAACACCGUACCCGUUUCCAUCGAUCUUGGGGAUGUGCGCGUGCGGAGACCUUCCCCACGGGCCAAGUCAGGCCUACUAGUAUGUACUGUACAGUCGGUUUCGUCAGGAAUGGAUGGAUGGCUGGAUGUCUGGAUGGGAUGGAUGAACAUCUGAUGCUGGAGCACUUGUGCUCUGCGGCACCAAGUACCAAGCACCAAAUAACUACAGCGCUGGGCUGGCUGGGCUGGACUGGGGCUGCUGGUCUGCGGGGCUGCCCCCGGGACAGCAAGAAUCUCCGGCAAGCGACAUAUACGAACGUCGAAGCGAAGUCUCGUCUACUCUUUUCGCUCUAGCGGCAGGUUCCUUGUGUCGUCCCCGUCCGCCGUGGAUUUCCAAUCGACGGCCGACCGAUACAAGCGAGCGCCAGAGGGUGCGAUCUCCUAGUUGUUAACUAACGGUGGGUGGUGACUCGCCCACGCGGCCUCCCUUCCCUCCCCUCCCUCCCUCCCUUCCCUCCCUAUCAAUCCCACGCCAGCAACUGUUUCACCAGUCUUCCCGAGCCCAUCCCAAGGUUUUCUGGCGGUAGAGUCCGGUAUGUACCACAGUGCUAAAGUGCUAAAGUAGCUCUUAGGGCCAGAAUGCGUGUGUAGAUAUAUAGUGGACGCGAGGGGGGGAGGGGGUAGGACGAGGGCCGCUACGUCUUUUCGGAGUUUGAGUUUCGCCGUUCGGAGGGAAAGACCGCGCGCACCUGUGAGCACGAUCAACGCCUCCCCCUCCCCCCUCCACAACCCCAAUGCCGCUCCGACGAUCAGCGUUCCGCCGCCGCGACACGGCG
Messenger RNA from Tricharina praecox, 1195 nucleotides. RefSeq lists its product as uncharacterized. Lineage: Eukaryota; Fungi; Ascomycota; Pezizomycetes; Pezizales; Pyronemataceae. The coding region runs from base 51 to 713 and encodes 220 amino acids. The transcript has a single exon. The record is from RefSeq and is a predicted model, not a curated record.